Molecule: messenger RNA, 690 nt
Organism: Meyerozyma guilliermondii ATCC 6260
Lineage: Eukaryota; Fungi; Ascomycota; Pichiomycetes; Serinales; Debaryomycetaceae
Exons: 1
Coding region: 1-690 (229 amino acids)
Molecular function (GO): phosphatase activity
Source: RefSeq, a predicted model, not a curated record
AUGGACGGCACCCUCCUUAACACGGAAGAUCUUUACACUGAGUGUGCAUCAGAGAUCCUUGCUGAGUACGGAAAAGGUCCAUUGACCUGGGAUGUCAAGAUCAAAUUGCAAGGACGACCCGGUCCAGAGGCAAAUCGCUUGGUUAUAGAGCAUUAUGAGUUGCCCAUUUCACUCGAAGAUUACAUAGAAAAGUCACUUAAGAUUCAGGCUACCAAGUGGCCAAGAGCCAGAUUUCUUCCAGGGGCAUUAGAGCUAUUGCAAUAUUUGAAAGAGAAAGAUAUUCCCAUAGCUUUGGGGACCAGCUCUAACAAAAUCAAUUACCAUCGCAAGGUGAGUCAUUUGUCGCCUGGGUUUGAGAUAUUCGGAGAACAUGUGGUUUUGGGUGACGAUACGAGGAUACCUCCUGGUAAAGGUAAACCACACCCUCAUAUCUGGUACACAUGUCUCGGUAGUCUCAAUACUGAAAGGCAAGAAAAGGGUCUUCCACCAAUCGCUCCAGAAGAGUGCCUCAUAUUCGAAGACGGGCUCCCAGGUGUGCAAUCAGCAAUUGCAUCAGGGGCAACUGUUAUUUGGAUCCCAGACAAGAAAGCCAUUGAGGUAAUGGAUGGUAAACACCACGAUAUCAUCCGUAACUAUGGAGAAGUGUUGCUUAGUCUCGAGCACUUUGACAAAGAAAAAUACGGCUUAUAA